Molecule: messenger RNA, 863 nt
Organism: Corticium candelabrum
Lineage: Eukaryota; Metazoa; Porifera; Homoscleromorpha; Homosclerophorida; Plakinidae
Product: stAR-related lipid transfer protein 5-like
Exons: 7
Coding region: 35-721 (228 amino acids)
Molecular function (GO): lipid binding
Source: RefSeq, a predicted model, not a curated record
UACAACACCUUGAUAUCAAGCACUCUACCAGAUAAUGUCCGACACAGACGCGAGAUUGCAGCAGGCGGACGCAGCCUCUCAAAAGCUGCUCGACUAUACGAGAGAAGAGUGGAAAGUUAUCAAGCGCUCGUCGGGAGUCGUCGUGUCUUGUCGGAACGUGCCCGAUCGCAGUGAGAAAAUCUAUAAGGGCGAGGGCGAAUUGGACGUGUCGCCUGAGCAGGCACUUCAUUACGUAACACCAGGAAAUGAUUUACCACGAAAGCAAUGGGACUCGACGACAAAGGAAUGGAGAGAAAUAGAGAAGAUAGACAAGGACACGGUCGUCAUUCAGACAAUAACAAAAGCUGCCAUGGCCGGGUUCAUCAAGGGUAGAGACUUUGUGGAUGUGGUGUCGAGCAGGCGUCUGUCCGACGGCACGCGUAUCCUUUCCGCUGAGUCUACAGACCACCCACAAUGCCCACCCGAGUCCAAUCACGUGAGAGGGACCAACUUGACUUCUGGUCUUGUAUGUCUACCUAUGCCAGGGGAGCCCAAUAGGACCAAAUUGGUUUUCCUUAUUCAGAGUAUACUGGGUGGCAUGUUGCCUACUGCACUGGUCGAGUCUGCGAUGCCUGCUAGCAUCAUCAAAUUCUACACCGAGCUACGAAAUGCUUUGCAGAAUGCACCGAGGUGGGUCGAGUCGGAUGCUCCAAGAGCUAUAGCAUCUAACACUAUGGUGUGAACUUCAUAACUAAAUCCACAUAUAGUGGCAUAAUCAUAGGUGAUAGAUCAUCAGUAACAAACAGGAGUACACAUUUAAUACUUAUAAAUGAUUAUAAGCAUUAUCAAUGGUAGUUUGACAUACAACACGAUGAGUAAAAUGA